This is a messenger RNA of Symbiodinium necroappetens, 528 nucleotides long. The record is from the annotation of a GenBank genome assembly. NCBI's taxonomy places the organism in Eukaryota, Dinophyceae, Suessiales, Symbiodiniaceae.
AUGGCGGAGCAAGAGUUCAAGGUCCUUCCCGGUGUUCGGCGGUGUGCAAGCACCGGUCAGCUGAUCAACGGCAAGCAAGUAAUUCGUCCCCUCCGUUUCUUCGUGAGUGAUGCGGCUAUGAAAAUCGUGACUGCCCUCCGCUCCAUAGUGGAGUCUCGCUUGCAGGAGCUGAGGAAAGACAAGGAAACCCGACUGGUCGACAUCUUCGACACGAAGAUUUCCCAAGAUGACGUGGUUCUGUCAAAGAAAAACAUGGAAGUCAUGAAAUCCUAUGCAGCCAAGCUCUUCCAGGGUGUGGAGGAGCGGAAGCAGCUCAUCUCGGCGAAAGAGCACAGGGCGGCGGUGCUCUACUUGUCUUGCUGCUACGGCCUCCAGAAGGUCGAGAAGGGUGCCAACGAUGAGAUGGCAGUCCUGAAGGGCAUCUACAUCUACCUGGCGGUGAAUGGCCGCUCCCUUCCGCAGAAGCCACUUCGAAAAUCAUCAGAAUCGAGUCUGAGCUCACAUGCAUCAUCAGAGGUGCUUGCAUAA